This is a messenger RNA of Corylus avellana, 1024 nucleotides long. RefSeq names its product Photosystem II reaction center PsbP family protein. Gene Ontology annotation, biological process: photosynthesis. Gene Ontology annotation, cellular component: photosystem II; extrinsic component of membrane; photosystem II oxygen evolving complex. The record is from RefSeq and is a predicted model, not a curated record. NCBI's taxonomy places the organism in Eukaryota, Viridiplantae, Streptophyta, Magnoliopsida, Fagales, Betulaceae. Gene Ontology annotation, molecular function: calcium ion binding.
GGCAAUAUUGCAAAACUACUACUACCAUCACCAUGCAUGCAAAAAAUGUACAUUUUCACCGGAUUUUUACGACACAAUCCUCCGGCGACCCAAAAGGGAGUGUUGAAGAGGUGAAAACCCGACCGGGACGGUCUCCGGCAGAACAAUUUGCACCUCUAGAAACGACAUUUAGGCGGCGGCUAUUAGUUGGUGUUGGGUCAGCUUCUCUAGUAGCUGUUGGUGCAAAUUUUGGUGGGUUAACAAGUUUUCUUCUUGGGGUAUCGCCGGAAAGUGGGAGGAACCUUAAGCUGGAUUUGAUUUAUCCUAUUGGAGGGUACAGUCGUUGCGUUGAGACAAAUGAAGGAUUUGAAUUUAUAUACCCAGCAAAAUGGGUUGGAGAUCAAACGCUGUUAUAUCGAGCAGUGGAAAAAACAGAAUCUGAACGAGCACUUGAUCCACCUCCCAUAAACACGGCCAAUUCCAACAACCGGCGACGGAGUAUCAAUGAACCAGUUGUUGCAUUUGGUCCGCCCGGAACUCGCGGCGAGCUCAAUGUUAGCGUCAUUGUGUCUACGGUUCCUCCAGACUUCUCAAUUGAAGCAUUUGGAGGAGCAAAAGAAGUGGGAGAAGCAGUGGUUCGGAGCAUCACAGGAUCGAGCAGACGCCCUGAUGUUAAAGGGUCAUUGAUAGAAUCAACUCUAAGAGAGGAUCCUGUACAGAAUGUCAAAUACUAUGAGCUGGAAUUCAGAGUUGAGAGCCCCUCGUUCCGCAGGCAUAAUCUUGCCGUUUGUUGCUCUCGUGGCGGCCGGCUUUUCACUCUAAAUGCUCAGGCACCAGAAUCAGCAUGGCCGGAGGUGAAAUCAGACUUCCAGAAAAUUGCUCAUUCAUUUACUCUGACCUCCUGAUAAGAAGGAGAAAUACAAGGAAAGCACUGCAGUUUCUUUUUCUUUUUCUUUUCUUUUUAUCUUUUCUUUUUGGAUGAAUAAAGCAGUAAAGUUUCUACCUUGAAACACAUGAUUUAACGAGAAAGUCGACUUUUUUUUCA